Molecule: messenger RNA, 2236 nt
Organism: Scophthalmus maximus (turbot)
Lineage: Eukaryota; Metazoa; Chordata; Actinopteri; Pleuronectiformes; Scophthalmidae
Exons: 8
Coding region: 150-1820 (556 amino acids)
Biological process (GO): peptidyl-lysine methylation
Cellular component (GO): cytoplasm; cytosol
Molecular function (GO): protein-lysine N-methyltransferase activity
Source: RefSeq, a predicted model, not a curated record
UCUAAAAAUACCCCCGUGGCCUUGUGAUGACGAUGGGUGUGUCCAAGGGGAUGCUGAGUCUAUAACCUCGCAGUCAGAGGUCUCCAGAUGCAGUCGCAUUGCUCCCGGGAUUUUGCACAAGAAAGCAGCAGCAGCACAGAACAUUUUACAUGGAUACUGUGUCGACUUGUUUUGUGGAGGAAACCUAUCGUGUGUCAGGAAAGGAGGAAGAAGAAGAAGAGGAGGAGGAGAAGGAGGAGGAGGAAGGUGAAGAAAAAUAUGAUUCACAAACUAAGGAGUCAGCGUUCCGGACACAACAGAGACAGAGUUUCAGAGUUUCUUCUACAGAUAAAGAGGUGUAUAAUUAUACAGGACGGGAGAUCUGCAUCGAAGAAGCUUUGCACUCAUAUGCAGGCAUGAUAUGGCCAGAGGCUUUGGCGCUCAGCCACUACCUUGACACUCAUCGUGAGCAGUUGAACCUUGUGGACAAAGAAGUUCUGGCGAUCGGAGCAGGGACUGGCCUGGUGUCUGUUGUAGCAGCUUUCCUGGGUGCAUGGGUGACAGCUACAGACCGUCCAGAGGUCCUGAACAACCUGAGACUCAACUUGAGCAGGAACACCAGGGGGCGCUGCAGACACACACCCCAAGUGGCAGCUCUGUCCUGGGACCACGACCUGGAGCGCACCCACCCCACAUCCGUCCACCGGUACGACUACGUGCUGGCAGCGGAUGUGGUCUACCAUCGCGACUUCUCAGACGAGCUCCUCGCCACCAUGAAGCAUUUCUGUCAACCGGGAACGACCGUGAUCUGGGCCAACAAGGUCAGGAUGGAGAGCGAUCUGACUUUCACUGAGAACUUUCAAAAGGCCUUUCACACAAGUUUACUGGCUGAGGAUGGAGACAUGAAGAUCUUCAUGGCAACGAGCAGAGACGAAGAGGGAGAAGGUGAAGAGGGGCUGGAAAUCCAAUCUCUGCUGAGAGAGGAGGAGGAGGAAGGAGGGACGGAGGAGGCUGAGGAGACGGAGGAGCAGGAAAAACACAAUGAGGAAAAUGGUAGUGACGUAACAGAGGCCGAGAGGGGAGAUGAGGAGGGAGAAAGAAAUGAGCACACAGCCAGUGAUGAAGAUAUCACAGGACAGGAGCUACCGAAACAAACACCUGCCCAGCAUUACCGAGCACCGGUCUGGGUUCCCCACGUCAUUAGCAGCCUCAGUAAAGACAUCUACCACUACGCAGGGCAGGACAUCCUCAUUUAUGAAUCCAUGGACUCCUUUGGAGCUGUCAUGUGGCCAGGGGCGUUGGCUCUGUGCUCCUUCCUGGACCACAACAGGGAGACGGUGAACCUGCAGGGGAAGCAGGUGCUGGAGUUGGGAGCUGGAACUGGACUGGUGGCCAUCGUGGCCAGUCUGCUAGGAGCUGCAGUCACGGCUACAGACUUACCAGAUGUGCUGAGUAACCUCAGGGCCAACACGAUGAGGAACACCAGGGGGCGGUGCAGACACUUGCCCAAGGUGGAGGUUCUGUCUUGGGGCUACGAUCUGGAGCGCACCCACCCCACAUCCGUCCACCGGUACGACUACGUGCUGGCAGCGGAUGUGGUCUACCAUCACGACUUCUUAGACGAGCUCCUCGCCACCAUGAAGCAUUUCUGUCAACCGGGAACGACUGUGAUCUGGUCCAACAAGGUCAGGAUGGAGAGCGAUCUGACUUUCACUGAGAACUUUCAAAAGGCCUUUCACACAAGUUUACUGGCUGAGGAUGGAGACAUGAAGAUCUUCAUGGCAACGAGCAGAGAGAGAGACAGAACAGGCUGGAUUAACAAAACAUCAGCAGUUGUGUGAACGCCCUUGAGCCCCAUGGGCUGCAGGGUGUCAGAUGUCAGACUCUCUGAAGUGAAUGUCUUAAACAUUUAAAGUUGUAAAGUCUAAGGGGCUCUGCUUUUAGGAUUCUGCUAAACACAACAUAUGUCUUGUUCCAGUUUGGUAGCAGAUGCAAAACAACAGCAUGUCAUGAGAUUAGUUGUAGGCCGGGGUCACCUGCUUCAUACAUUGAGAUUCAAAACUUCUUAUGGCUAUCAAUUGUAAAAUAUUGACCAGUGCUGAAAGAUUUUGAAAGGCAGCACGCAAGUUUACAUUUUUUGACUUUGCAGUAAUGUGAAAUUUGCAUUGAACCAUUAAGCUGCAUUGUUCCUCAUACAAGUGCUGAUGAUUUUCAUAAUGUUUUACUGAUCCAGGCCUGGUUUCCCAUUAUACUGAAA